AUGUGGAUACAUCGACAACAGAGCACUGUUAUUGGACGUAUUGUGACAUGUCAUCCAACAGAGGGGGAAAGAUAUUAUCUUAGAUUAUUAUUAAUGAAUAUUAGAGGACCGAAAUCAUACCAACAUUUGCUAACUGUAAAUGGAAUAUGUUGUAGUACAUUUAGAGAAACCGCAGAAAACCAAGGAUUAUUACAAUGUGAUAAUAACUUGGUUGACUGUAUGUCCGAGGCUGUAAGAUAUCAGAUGCCUUAUAGUCUAAGACGUUUAUUUGCUACACUUUUGGUAUAUUGUAAUCCUACUAACCCAAAAGAACUUUGGGACCGAUUUGAAGAUUCUAUGUCUGAAGACUUCAAGAUUUUGCCACAUUUGAACGAGAAACAAAUUUGUCGUAUGGCUUUAGAUCAUAUUAACAACAUUUUGCAUUCAUUGGGUCGUGACAUAAAUGAAUUUGCACUUGUAUCAGAAAGAAUUUUAGCUUCAUUUGCUGCUAAGAAGGCUCAAGAUUCUCAUUUUGAAAGAAAUAUAAUUGUUAGAGAAGAAGAUUUAUUACUAGAAACAAAAUUGGACAAUGAACAACGAAAAGCAUAUGAUGUAAUCCUUGAUAGAAUAUUUAAGAAUAAAUCUGGAGCUUUUUUAAUCGAUGGUCCCGGAGGAACAGGCAAAACUUUUUUGUAUCGUGCAUUAUUGGUUGCUGUACGAUCAAAAGAAUUUGUAGCUUUAGCAACAGCAACCUCUGGUGUUGCAACUUCAAUUCUUCCCGGAGGACGGACUACUCACUCUCGUUUUAAAUUUCCUAUUGAUAUUGAUGAACAAUUCUUCUGUAAUAUUAAUAAGCAGAGUUCCCUUGCAUCAUUGAUACGAGAUGCCAAACUAAUUGUGUGGGAUGAAGUAUCAAUGGCCAAAAAAUAA
Messenger RNA from Nicotiana tabacum (common tobacco), 909 nucleotides. RefSeq lists its product as uncharacterized. Lineage: Eukaryota; Viridiplantae; Streptophyta; Magnoliopsida; Solanales; Solanaceae. Gene Ontology annotation, biological process: telomere maintenance; DNA repair. Gene Ontology annotation, molecular function: DNA helicase activity. The record is from RefSeq and is a predicted model, not a curated record.